AUGCAAAGUUCUGUUAUUUGGGUGAGUAUUGCGCUCGUUGUAGCGCUCAGAGUACUUCAAUGGGGUUCGCACUACAGAGAUAAUGUUAUAGAUGCUAUCUGGUGCAAACCUGGAGCUCUCAAACUUGGGGAAUUGAGCCGCAAACGUCAGGAUCUUCAAAGACAACAAAGGUCAACAAGUGCUCAGGACGAGUACGCAAAGUGGACGAAACUGAAUCGCCAAAUUUCUCAACUAGAUACACAAUUGACUGAGGCACAGGCACAACUGAAGCAGACCCGCCAGGUUGGGGAGAAGGCACUUUCGAGACUUCGGUUAAUCUUGCUAACGGCCCCCUUGCUGCUCCUGCGUUUCUGGAAAGGCAAAGUAGCCGUUUACACUUUGCCACAGGGUAUGUUUCCUCGUAUGAUUGAAACCAUUCUGUCACAGGGCUGGGCUGCAUUGGCAAUGGCGCCUAUGAGAUACGUAUGGGCGCCCGGUGCUCUGAAACCUUUGCAACUCGAAACACCAGUGUGUCUCGGUAUUUGGAUCUGGGCCCUGACAAAGGUUUUGGAUACUGCAGAGUUUGUUGUAAGAAGUUUGAUUCAAUAA
Lachancea nothofagi CBS 11611 is the source of this 588-nucleotide messenger RNA. The record is from the annotation of a GenBank genome assembly. NCBI's taxonomy places the organism in Eukaryota, Fungi, Ascomycota, Saccharomycetes, Saccharomycetales, Saccharomycetaceae.